CCGCUUAACCCACCGGCCACCGCUCUCCCAGUUCCACCGAGCGAAGCACAAAACUAGGGUUGUCGUCGGAGCCAUCUCCCCCGCACUAUCCGAGCUUCUGCAAUGGCGAUCGGAGCCCAGACGCCCGACAUUCUCGGAGAACGGCAGUCCGGCCAAGAUGUCCGCACCCAGAAUGUGGUGGCGUGUCAAGCGGUUGCCAACAUCGUGAAGUCGUCGCUGGGCCCGGUCGGUCUUGACAAGAUGCUAGUUGAUGACAUUGGUGACGUGACAAUUACUAAUGAUGGUGCAACAAUACUCAAGAUGUUAGAAGUUGAGCAUCCAGCUGCCAAGGUUCUUGUUGAGCUGGCUGAGCUUCAAGACCGGGAAGUUGGAGAUGGGACGACAUCUGUGGUCAUUGUAGCUGCAGAGCUGCUUAAGAGAGCAAAUGAUCUUGUGAGAAACAAGAUUCAUCCAACAUCCAUAAUCAGUGGCUACAGGCUUGCGAUGAGGGAAGCCUGCAAGUAUGUUGAAGAAAAAUUGGCUGUAAAGGUUGAAAAGCUUGGAAAAGAUUCCCUCAUAAACUGUGCAAAGACGAGCAUGUCUUCAAAAUUAAUCGCCGGUGACAAUGAUUUCUUCGCAAAUUUGGUUGUAGAUGCAGUUCAAGCUGUGAAGACUACAAAUGCAAGUGGAGAAGUUAAAUAUCCAAUCAAGUGCAUCAAUAUCUUGAAAGCUCAUGGAAAAAGUGCCAAAGAUAGCUACUUGCUGAAUGGCUAUGCUUUAAAUUCAGGCCGAGCAGCUCAAGGAAUGCCUACUAGAGUUGCACCUGCGAGAAUUGCUUGCCUUGAUUUUAAUCUCCAGAAGACAAAAAUGCAAAUGGGUGUUCAAGUCUUAGUCACUGAUCCUAGAGAACUUGAAAAAAUUCGUGAAAGAGAAGCUGACAUCACAAAAGAGCGAAUUGAGAAAAUUCUAAAAGCGGGAGCUAAUGUUGUACUGACAACCAAGGGAAUUGAUGAUAUGGCACUAAAGGCAUUAUUUGUGGAGGCUGGGACUAUUGCUGUGAGACGUGUUCGCAAAGAGGAUUUGCGACACGUUGCCAAGGCCACUGGUGCAACUGUGGUUUCCACAUUUGCUGACAUGGAAGGAGAGGAAACAUUCGAUUCAUCAUUUCUCGGAUAUGCUGAUGAAGUUGUGGAGGAACGAAUUUCUGAUGAUGAUGUAAUCCUGGUGAAGGGUACUAAAAAUACUAGUGCGGUUUCAUUGAUACUUAGAGGUGCAAAUGACUACAUGCUUGAUGAGAUGGAUCGAUCUUUGCAUGAUGCAUUGUGCAUCGUCAAGAGGACCCUUGAGUCUAACACGGUUGUUGCUGGUGGUGGUGCAGUGGAGGCUGCAUUAUCUGUGUACCUCGAGUACCUUGCUACAACUUUGGGAUCUAGAGAGCAGUUGGCAAUUGCGGAGUUUGCUGAGUCUCUUCUAAUAAUACCUAAGGUACUUGCUGUGAACGCUGCAAAAGAUGCGACUGAAUUAGUUGCAAAACUUCGGGCUUAUCACCAUACUGCCCAAACAAAAGCAGAUAAGCAGCACCUUUCAAGUAUGGGCUUAGACCUAUACAAAGGAACAAUCCGCAAUAACCUAGAAGCUGGAGUUAUUGAGCCUGCAAUGAGCAAAGUGAAGAUAUUACAGUUUGCAACUGAGGCGGCUAUAACAAUUCUGAGGAUUGAUGAUAUGAUCAAGCUUGUUAAAGACGAACAGCAGAAUGAAGAUUAGAGAUUGGUUUUGGUGGCCUUAAAUGAAACCAGAUUUACAAUUUUGCGAUUCUCGGUAAUUUGUUGCCAUUCCACUUUAGAGAUGGGAACUUUUGUGUCCCUGUCCGUCAAUUUUGGUAACGAUAGGGAUGUCUAUAAACUCGCACGGUUCCCAUGUUCUGACACGGGAAACUGCUAAACAAAUCAUAUCUGUGAAUCGUAUCAGUCAUGGCUGAGAAUUGUUCUGGUUGGUCUGUACUUCCAGGAUUGUUCUUGAAUGGUUUCCUUAAAUUGAAUGAUAUCUCGGAAACUGUAAUGCUGAAUA
This is a messenger RNA of Phoenix dactylifera (date palm), 2046 nucleotides long. The record is from RefSeq and is a predicted model, not a curated record. Lineage: Eukaryota; Viridiplantae; Streptophyta; Magnoliopsida; Arecales; Arecaceae.